This is a messenger RNA of Magallana angulata, 1386 nucleotides long. RefSeq lists its product as uncharacterized. The transcript is spliced from 8 exons. Bases 361 to 1281 code for a protein of 306 amino acids. The record is from RefSeq and is a predicted model, not a curated record. NCBI's taxonomy places the organism in Eukaryota, Metazoa, Mollusca, Bivalvia, Ostreida, Ostreidae.
AUACAUAAAAGCUAACGGAAAGAGAGCUGUGAGUAAAACACACACGAGCUGAAUGUCCUCACCCGCAUACACUGUACUAGUGAGAAAUACUUCACAUGACAUUUCACUUUAAGUGUUUCUCCAAAAAAAAAAGUUGACACUGAUUAUCUUUAUUGAUUAAUUAACAUCACAUCCCUUUUCUUGCAAGACGCUGGAUUAAAUGCAUGCAAUGUUUAGAUGUGCAGUGAGUACUGUAAGCCGUCCGGAUGUUAGUGUGAGGAAAUGUGAUUUUCCGUGUUCUUGGUUCUAAGUGGCGCGUUAAUCAUAUAAAUGUGCGACAAAAUUGCAUGUGUUGUAACCCUUACACAAUAACGAAUAUACAUGUAUAUCAUGGAUUGGUACUCCCGAUAUCUUUAUUGUAUUGUGCUGUCCGUUUUAAACGUGCAUUCAUCCGCAGUGGUACUAACAGGUGUUAACCUUAAUUGGAGAGAGGCUAAUGGAGCUUGUCAGUUGAUAAAUUUUUCACAAGUGAAGACAGAAUAUAACAAGUUUAAAAAUGAUAUGGCUGUGGAACCCAAAGUGACUCCUAAUUCUGGAUACUGGAUACAAGACGCAGUAACGGAAUUCAGUGUCGUGAAUAAAGGUUGUCAGAAGAACGUCAAUAUCCUAAAAUCUACAACGGUUAAAAACAACAUGCUUUUAAAGUGCUUUCAAUUUUGUCAGAACAAUGCCAAUUCAACGAUCAUUGGAGUAAAGGGAAACAAUUGUUCGUGCUUGAAAUCAGUGGCAUCUGACACAUACUCGACCAACUGUGAUAUUCUAUGUGUAUGGGAAGACAGACUGUGUGAGAUGGCAACAGGUUUUUCCGUUUUUGAACGACAGGAUAGUAUUGGCAUGCUGAGCGGUUUUGAAAUUGAAGAGUGCAUCGUUAUCGGAUAUCAAAGAGCACAGAAAUUUAACUGUUCAUCAAAGAAUAUGUAUAUUUGUCAAAGUAAUAUUUUAUUAUAUGAAUCCAAUGACAAAGUUACUUGGAUGGAGGCUGUGUCUAAAUGUGCAAAACAAAAUCAAACAUUAGCUUAUUAUCUACCGUUUUCAGACGACUACAACCGCUUUCGUCAGCGGUUAUCUUAUUUCUGGAUUGGCAUAAGACAGUUUAAUCAAAUCGAAACGGUGAAACAAGGAAGCAGCUCGUGUCCAGUGAUCCGUCGAUAUAAUAGAGAUGAUAUCAUUGUUGAAAACUUAAACUGUGACGAAGAAAAGAAAUAUAUUUGUUCCGAAGGUACUUUUGUUUCUAAAUAUUAGAGACAAAAAAAUUAUGGUUACUAAAAUGAAUGAGUUUAGUUCUAUCAACAUUAUUCCUUUACAAACAUUAAGAAAAACAAGUUUAUUUUCGCUUUUACCACUAAU